This is a messenger RNA of Cheilinus undulatus (humphead wrasse), 6416 nucleotides long. It is a transcript of the gene plekha1b, whose product is annotated as pleckstrin homology domain containing, family A (phosphoinositide binding specific) member 1b. Gene Ontology annotation, molecular function: PDZ domain binding. NCBI's taxonomy places the organism in Eukaryota, Metazoa, Chordata, Actinopteri, Labriformes, Labridae. The record is from RefSeq and is a predicted model, not a curated record. Gene Ontology annotation, cellular component: membrane; cytoplasm. The transcript is spliced from 13 exons. Bases 106 to 1326 code for a protein of 406 amino acids.
GUUACUCUUUACGCUGGAGCCUGACAGCUGCCACACUGGACUCGGACUGAGCCGAACUGUCGUUCCUGUGAUGCCCCAGGGCGGGCUGAGCUGGCUGGGGUUGCGAUGCCUUACGUGGACCGACAGAAUCGCAUCUGCGGCUUCCUGGACAUCGAGGAGAAUGAGAACAGCGGCAGGUUUCUGCGCCGUUACUUCAUCCUGGACACUCAGCAGGGCAACCUGCUGUGGUUCAUGGACAACCCACAGAAUCUGCCAAAGGGUGCAGAAAAUGUGGGAUCUCUCAAACUCACCUAUAUCUCCAAGGUCAGUGAUGCCACCAAACUCAGACCAAAGGCAGAGUUCUGCUUUGUUAUCAACGCAGGAAUGAGGAAGUUCUAUCUGCAGGCCAACGACCAGCAGGACUUGGUGGAGUGGAUCAGCGUUCUCAACAACGCCACCAAGAUUACUGUGCCAAAGCCAGGCGAGGGCCAAACCGCCAAUGCAGAGACUCCCCAGGAGGUCCUGGGAGCCAUGAAGCAGGUCUCCUACAAGACUGAGAUCAUAGGAGGGGUCCCUAUCAUCACUGCUACACAGGAGCAGGGGGAGGGGCAGAACGGGGCAGAGCGUGGAGGUGUAAAGCGGGGUCAGAAUCAGCUGCCCUACUUUCUGUCCAGAGGAGUGCAGGACCAGGGCGUCAUCAAGGCUGGAUACUGUGUCAAACAGGGAGCUGUGAUGAAGAAUUGGAAGAGACGGUACUUCACACUGGAAGAAAACGCUCUCAGCUACUACAAAUCUGACCUGGAGAGGGAGGCACUGAGGGUGAUACCGUUAAAAGAGAUUAACAGAGUUCAAGAGUGCAAACAGAGUGAGCUGAUGAUGAGGGACAAUCUGUUUGAAAUGGUCACCAGCUCCAGGACCUUCUACAUACAGGCCGACAGUCCAGAGGACAUGCACAGCUGGAUUAAAGCCAUCUCAGGUGCAAUUGUGGCUCAGCGUGGCCCGGGACGUUCUGCUAACACUAUCCGUCAGGCCAGAAGGCUGUCCAGCCCUUGUAUACAGAGGUAUACUCCAUUCUGCAGUGGUGAAUGCAGCACGAGCGCAGUGACCACUCCCCAACAUCCGCCUCCAUCUUCUACUACCCCCUCGACGCGGAACCACAGCUCCCCCAGCCCUCCUCCGACCCCUCCUCAGCGGGCCAUGAGCCUCACUCUGGACCCGCAGCACCACCAGGAGAACUUCCUGGGCCUGCUGCCAUGGCGGCUGAGCGGUGUCCAGUCGGUUAUGCUGCCCCUCCCCUCGGCUCGAUCUCGGCUGUCACUGCAGGAGACGGUGCAGACUUCGAAGUAAGGGAGGUCGAUUUGCCGUGGAAGCGGCGCAGUGAAGUCGCCCAGCUGUCGUUUGUCGACAGCGGAGGCAGCGAGGAGCCGAACGGUCGCACCACUGAAAAACCCGACCUGCAGAUAACCCUAAUCUGAAAACCUAUUGAUUAAGUUGAUGGACAAUCUAGAACAACACUCUUCUACUCAAGCUCCUUGUGCUGAGACUGUUUCGUGCUUAGAAAACUACCUGACCGGCCAAACGAUCCUUCCACUGAACUUCCUGGGACCAUUUCUUUGUACGUUCGUGUGUGCACAUGUGGAAUAUGACCUCCUUCUGCUGUUUUUCUCUACUCACUUGUCUUCCUGGAUAUUAUUUACAAAGAACCGCUGCAGACAAACAAAGCCAUGUUGUCAAGCAAAGAAAAGAAAAAUAACUUAUUGUACAUUUUGUUCUUUCAGUUGUGCAAGACACCAUGAGGCAGAUUUCCUGGUUCAUGGGUGAAACAGACAAACCAAAGUUUGCAGCCAUGCUUUCUUUCUUUCUUUAGCUUGGGUGUUACGGGCUGUUCAAACUUUUAGAAGUUUUAUAUGUUUGUGUUUGACUCUGCUGAGAGACUGAUUAAUCCAGCUCUUCAGUUCAAGUUUAAGACAAUCUCCACUCAUACUGUUCAUAAUCUAAUCCUGAACUGGGGAAAUCAUCGAUUCACACAUGCACAAAACUCCUGAAAAGUUGCACACUGAAACGGAAGACACCAGGUGCUCCAAACAUUACAGAGGUAGGAUAGAAAUACCUAAAAAUCCUUUGUUGACAAAAGCUGUCAGUUGAUUUUGUUGGUUGUGCACAUUUUUCAUGCUGUGCACGAACGAUAUUGCCUGUUAAGAGUGAGCCAUCUCACAUCCUAAACAUCUUUGUUGAGAGUAGCAACCGUGGCGUGACACACAAACGUGACAGAGCAUAGUGGCUGUGACCUGUGGGAUGUCCUAAAACUUCUAAACUCUGGGAGCGUCUACCUUCCUUACUGCAAGUAAAUGUGUUAAAAUUCCUGCUGCAAAGUUGUGACUGAAAUAAGUAACCAUUGAAUCAUUUUGUACAUGCACUCCAGUGUAUUUAUGUAGAACAGAGUUAGACCAGAGAUGUACUUGCUGCGAACCAGGGGUCUCAAACUCAUUUUGGGUAGGGGGCUGGAUUUGCUCCAACAAGAUGUCCUAUGGACCGGACGAUUUUUUUGCAAUAUCAAUACGACCAACAACGGAUAUAAAGGCUGCUGUAAUGUUUCUAAAGAGAAAUAAUCCAGUUUUAGAUGCAGAUACCAUUUAAUGAGUGCUGCAUGUUUGCACACAAAAGGGUUAGGGCUACCUUAGAAAGAGAAUUUAUUGCAAGAAAUCUAAACAGGUCAGGCAAAAAUGUGCUGCCCUUGUAACAUAUAGCAGUUUUUACAGAUUUUCCUGCAUGCGAGAUAAACUGGGGCAUCUCUGUGUGUCAUUUUGGAUGCAUUUUAGCACUGCACCAAGACCAAAUAUGCCGACCUCUCAUAUCAUAGGACAGCCUGUGUCCAGAUUAGGAUUAAAUGUUUAGUUAUAAAGUAUUGUUUUUAUUGUUAUGAGAGGAAUUUUUACCAUUUGACAAGACCUGUAGUUAAAUACGCCACAGGGUUAAUAAACGAUGUUCCUUUUAAACUUAAGUGAUAAAGACCACAAUUUCACUUCUUGUUGACAUAAAAUUAAAUCGUAUGUAAAUAAAAUAAGUUGAUAUUGGUUUGGCAUUACAGACUGUAAUAAUGAGGGAUUAAAUCAGAGGGGAGAUUGAGCUGAGUCGCUCACCAAAGUGAGAUACAAUGUCUGAGUUUGUGGCUGACGGAAAACUACACAGGGGAAACAUUUGUCACCCUGAGCACAGCUGUUUUAAUCCCACUCAGGGGAAGAAGUUUGGUUUUACAAGGCAAAAAACUCUGGAUGCCUUUAUAUAGACUUAUUUAAACUUCUAUCCAUAUCUCUGACCCUUCCUGUCACAUCACUGAGCUGCGAUGUAAGUGUCGUUUAAAGAAUGAGUUGAGGAAAAGCAGCGGAGACGCUCAGACUAGCACCCUGGUACUACAGGCAAUAAACUCAAGCCGUUUUUACACAGAGAUUCCGCAAUAAAGGCGAAAAAGGAAUGCCCGUCUCUGUUCAGCAACAAGCAAUUAACACAAAGAUGUAACAGAGCCAUCCACGCCCAAGCUUACACGCAUACCUACACAUGUAGGUAUGUACCUACAUACAUACAUCAGAUGGCAGCUGCUGCCCGAGCUGCAGCUCGCUUUCAAUGAAAUUUGAACCUCUAGAUUUCUCAGUUCAAAACAUAUUUUCUAAAUAAAAUAUGGGGAAUAUAACAUGAACAUUCAUUUUGAUCUAUUUGAUCCAAUAGACUUUUUUCCCUCCAUGUUUCUGAGUUGGAGGUCCGACUUUAAGCAGUGUCAGCGCACGUAUUUACGUCUGAGGUCGGAAACUUCAGAGUACUGAGCUGACUUGAACACAUCAUGCAACUUUUCAGAUGCUGCUGUGAGCACAUAAGCUUUAUGGAAACGUCGCAUCGACAGCGUAGCUAUGUGUAGCCCUCUGCGUAGAUGCGGACCCCUACGCCGCAGCCUGAUGCGCACCUCUAAAUAAUCCUAACUAUGCGUCGCAGUGACGCAGACCGCAAGGGCUGUGAUUGGUCCGCUCAAAACGUCAUUUCCAGCAGUUGCUUUUUCUGGUCUUUCUUCCUGCAACACCAUGUUUUUUAAAGUUUUUGUGGAGCGGUGCGAGUGUUUAAACAAUGGAUCAAGUCGAAGAGCGAAUACUCGAGGAGGUCCAACUCCAAACACACCCGCUAUACCUCGGUCACCAUUUUUUAUGCCCUGUCCACAUGGAGACAAAUUCGGGCAUAUACACAAAAGUUUCUUGUCGUAUCAGCGUUUCAUCCACAUGGAAACGGCGUUUUGGGUGACUGUAAACGAUACUUUUUAAAAACGGGUCCCAGAGUGCAUAAAUCCAUAAACGACUACCGUUUCGUCUCCGUGUGGACAGCUAUCCGCAUCUUUCUUGAAACGAUUACGUCACGCACAGCGUAGCUCCCUUAAGGCACCUGCGCGGGUCUGACUAAAUAAAUAAUAGCAGACUGCACGGUUGUGUUCAUGCUGCAGAAUCUACUGAGCUUGUUAUGGCUUUUACAGAAAAAUCUAAUGCUCCUUUACCACCACCGCGAAUCGCACACACCAUACGUACUUAAAUCCACCACGGAGAACAACCAGGAGGGCAACUAGAACAAAGUUUGUGUCAUUUUUCUGUGAUGUGGCAUUUUUCCCAGGCGUGGCAUAUGCACUACAGCGUUUACAGUCGUUUCCAGUGGUUCCAUGAUUACGUGGAUAUUUCCUGAAACGAUCCUGUCUUUACGGAAAACUUUUUCAAAAUGAAACUGCAAUAUAUCGUUUUCGUCUCCAUGUGGACAGGGCUUUGGUGUGAUAAUCAAGGAUUCGGAUGUGACCCCUCUGAAACCACACACACACACACACACACCCUAGUGGCAUGGUGGUGAAUUGCAGAGCGUCGCGUUCCCUCGACGCAGAACUUCGAAUGGUCAAUGACAGUGUCACGUCUACGCCGUCGACGCAAUGCAGAAGCAUGCUUGAGUCCCAUGCUGUGAACUAAGCAGGAGUAGAUGCAUCAUGGCUGCCACACUCCCCUGCUGCAGCACCAAAGUUGUUGCUAACUUUGGGGCUAACUCUUAUUUAACCCAAUGUUUCUCAACCUUUUUACUGUUGAGGCCCCCUUUAAAAAUGUGAAAAACCUGAGGCAUUUUGCCUCAAUAAGACCCAAGAAGAAAUUGUAGAAAAUCUAUCUGAAUAGUUGGCUAAUUGAGUCAGUGGAUAAUCAACAAUCGUAAUGGUCUUUUGCUUCCUACCUGGAGUCCCUGGUCACUUCCCUUUUAGUAUGCCUGUUUUUUCCUAACACCGUUUUACAUUUCAUCUACAUUAACCACAAUGAGCAGCUAGUCUUGUUGUUCCCUAAUAUGUUCUGUAAUGCACAUAUAAAGCAAACUUAAAGAGCAUUUUCCUUUUAACUCCAGUGGAAAUGUUGCCCUGUUAAACAAGGUUUUAGCUCUCAGUUAUCUGAGUGUUGGUUUUAUCUUAUCUUUAAAUCUUUGAGAUGCCAGAAUAUGAAAGCAAGACAAAAACAGUUUAUGUUUUCCCAGAGAUUUUUUUUAAAGAUUCAGGCACCUUUUAAUCAUUUAACCUCCAAACCUUAUAAAAAAAAAAAGAGUAUUUGAAGCUGUUAGAUUUUAUGCCAGCAGGUUCAUUUCAGUGUAAAUGCUGCACUCCGUGGACUCACUUGUGGAGGCAAAAUACUGUUUAAAGCAAAGAGUUGAACUUCAUGGAGCUUUUCUGAAUUAUGCGAACAAGCUAGGUAGCAUAGCGGGCUGAUUUUGUUACCUGGCACCAGCACGAUUCUGACGAUUCUGAGCCCCACAAAUAUCAAACAAAGCAUCCAGCAGUCCCCUUUUAAAGGACAAGCCUAUGAAGGUAAAAAUGAUGGCGACACAUUCACUCGCUCAGGUUUCCGCUUACGAUGCAACUCGCGAUUAUUUUUACAAUCCAUUCAUCAGCAGACUAUUGCUUCAUCUUCAAACAUCUUUAAAAUGCUUCUUUCUUUGUUUAACCAGCAAUUGAAGUCCAAAGAAAUGAAUCUGCUUUCAGAAGCAACAGAGAGGCUUGAAAAGAAAGAUGUGUUUGUUUUUAUUGUUGCUCUAGGACAGAAAGCCUUUUGCAGCUGCUGUUUUUACUUGUAAAAGAUUUCCUGUCUGUAGAAAUGUUGGGUCACUGAUGAUGGGAGAUCUUAAACUGUUGUCUAAAGCAGUGAGGUGUGAUAACAGAUUUAAAUGUUGUUAACUCUCCACCUACAGUCGCAUCUUCACAACUGAUACAAUAUCUAUUAAAGUUUAUGGGUUUACAUGUAUAUGCACACAGGAAAAGUGUAUUUAUAGGAUGCUAAUGUUCCUGAAAGGAGGGGUGUUAAACCUUUAACAAGCAAAAACAUAAACUGCACCAAAAGACUGACAUGGGACUUUGCUGACAGGUUAAAAAAAUAAAUAAAUAAAAAGUU